Molecule: messenger RNA, 2272 nt
Organism: Gadus macrocephalus (Pacific cod)
Lineage: Eukaryota; Metazoa; Chordata; Actinopteri; Gadiformes; Gadidae
Exons: 12
Coding region: 163-1209 (348 amino acids)
Biological process (GO): regulation of exocytosis; cytoskeleton-dependent cytokinesis; cell division
Cellular component (GO): septin complex; synaptic vesicle; septin ring
Molecular function (GO): GTPase activity; molecular adaptor activity; GTP binding
Source: RefSeq, a predicted model, not a curated record
GUCGGCUUGCUGUCUGGGAGGGCACUAGGGCGGAAUUGGAAUAACUGGAACGACUUCCGGGUAUCCCUUCCUGGGCUCUGGCUGAAGUCGACAGAUAAAGGCGUCUGUAUACAUAUUUAAAAGUUACGCCCAGAUUUGUCCAAGGAGCAGAAAAUCCCAGCCAUGUCUCAGUCUGGAGAGAAAGGGAAGUUUCCGGAGACCGCAGGUUAUGUGGGCUUUGCCAACCUCCCGAAUCAAGUCCACCGCAAGUCGGUCAAGAAAGGCUUUGAAUUCACUCUCAUGGUUGUGGGGGAGUCCGGCUUGGGGAAAUCCACCUUGAUAAACAGCCUUUUUCUCACUGACCUCUACCCUGAGCGCUACAUCCCUGGAGCGGCAGAGAAGAUAGAGCGGACGGUUCAGAUCGAGGCAUCGACGGUGGAGAUUGAGGAGAGAGGAGUGAAGCUUCGCCUCACCGUGGUGGACACGCCCGGAUACGGGGACGCCAUUAACAGCCAGGACUGCUUCAAGACCAUCAUCCAGUACAUCGACAACCAGUUUGAGCGCUACCUUCACGACGAGAGCGGGCUGAACCGGAGACACAUCGUGGACAACAGGGUCCACUGCUGCUUCUACUUCAUCUCUCCCUUCGGACACGGCCUGAAGCCUCUGGAUGUGGAGUUCAUGAAGGCCAUACACAGCAAGGUCAACAUCGUCCCCGUCAUCGCCAAGGCGGACACACUCACACUGAAAGAGAGGGAUCGUCUGAAGAGGAGGAUCCUGGACGAGAUCGCCGAGCACGGCAUCAAGAUCUACCAGCUUCCCGACGCCGACUCGGAUGAAGACGAGGAGUUCAAGGAGCAGACCAGAGUGCUGAAGGCCAGCAUUCCCUUCGCUGUCAUCGGCUCCAACCAGCUGAUCGAGGUGAAGGGGAAGAAGAUCCGCGGGCGGCUGUACCCCUGGGGCGUGGUGGAGGUGGAGAACCCCGAGCACAACGACUUCCUCAAGCUGCGCACCAUGUUGGUGACUCACAUGCAGGACCUGCAGGAGGUGACCCAGGACCUGCACUACGAGAACUUCCGCUCCGAGAGACUGAAGAGGAGCGGCAGAAACGUGGAGGAGGAUGUCAUGGAUAAGGACCAGAUCCUCUUGCAGAAGGAGGCUGAGCUGAGACGCAUGCACCAGAUGAUCGCUCACAUGCAGGCCCAGAUGAAGAUGAAGGGAGACGAGUGAGGAGAAGAGAGGAAGGACUGGCCGCGGCCUCGGUCCCCUCCCCACCGCACACCCCCAUACAAACCCACGUCUUCAUGCGAUGAAGACUGUUCAGUUGUAGACAUACCACUGUACAAAGCCAUUGAUGACUUUGUUUUUAAAACUAUCCAUCCAUCGACCAAUCAUGUUGCUGCGCAUGGUCCUCCGUCUUGACAUCAUACGCCAAGACGUUUGUUAUGUCAGUGUAACCAUGCCAAUGCUAACAUGUUAACAGAUGAUAAUUCUAUUCAAACACCGUUAUUCUAUUUACCUGUGUCCUGUCUGCUAAAAAGGGUUAGGAAGGGAUAUGAACACAAAUCUUUUUAUAUAUGUAUUUUUCACAUGGAUAUGUUGAUUAUUUAUAGUCUCAUACAAGUCAUCACGGUCAUUGAACAGGCAUGUUUUGUAGUGCAGAGCUGAUAAUGGUACAAGCGAUCAGAUAUGUUUUAUGUUUAUGUUUAAUACUCAUGUACUUGCAUAUAAAAAGGGUCUGACUACCUAUGCUUAAAGUAGCUUUAAACCCUCUCUAAUAUUAAAGGUGGCCUACUUGCUUUAGAAGUUGCGUGACAAACCGUUCCUAAUGGAUUGAGUCCCCUCUGGGUCCACUUUUAUCUGGUCAUACAUGUGUUAUGUAAGAUACAAAUCAUGGCUCUAGUUUUGCCAUGAAUUCAUGUAGACCUUCGGCUGUAUUGUUAAUCACAAGGUCAUCUUUUGCCUUUAUCCUCCAGAAGUUGCAUAUACUUGUUUUCUGUCUAACAACUCAAGUUAACUUAAAUUUGAUUUUGUGAGGUGGAAGAAGCUCAUUUAUGUUUACUUGGCAAUGCUUAAUUAGGGAGGGCCUUUGCUUAAUGCUGUUUUCCUGCGUUUAACUAUCUAUUUCUAUUUAUCAAUAAGGUACAUUUUAUCACCAGCAUGUACUGACCAAAUACAGGCCAAAUAAGCCCAUGUUUUUAAAACUUAUUAUGUUAUAUUGGAAUAUUACAUGAAUGUUGGAAAGGGCUUUUUGUAUGUCUUCCAGGUCUUAAAAAAAUAAUUGUUAUUGCAA